CAAGCGAUCUGGCUCCGAAAUCGCGCUCCGCCUUCUACCACCAUGACUGAUCUCUGCCUUGCUUGUUCUUCUUCUCUACCACCUCAGAAGCUCUCAGGAUCCAAAUUAUUUAUUACAGAAUGCUGCCAACGACCCAUAUGUCCGAAUUGCAUUGCUCUGAAUCCUCGGCUGAGCAGGUACAAUCCUUGCCUUGCAUGUCUCGGCGGUGUAGGCGUUAUCGGUGCACGUAUGGGCCGCAACAAACUUGAACUUGCAACUACGAAUUUGGAUGGAGCUGUCAGAGACGAAGAUAUGUUCGUCGUUGGUGACGAUGAUGAGGACGACGAAAUGCCUCCGCCAGCGUAUACCAAAUCUUCUGGCUCGGAGGCUGCCCCACUUGAAAGCGAUAUUGAUAAACCUUCCUCUGCUGAGAUAUCCUCUACUUCGGGCCCUCCGAAGUAUUAUAUCAAGCGUACAGACACCCUUCAAGGAAUUGCUCUGCGCUUUGGUGUCGAUGGCCGUGAGCUCUGCCGGUUGAACAACCUCCCACCCAGUACGCUCUCCAUAACACCCCACCUUCUACAUACCCGCGAAUUCCUCCUCCUACCUCCGUCUUCCCACCCGAAGCUCAAACCAUCCGAUUCUGAGCCCACGGGACGCCGCGAAAUAGAGCGUGCUGAAAAACGAUUGCAGGUACUGACGAAAGAAGUCGAUUGGAGGGUGGCGAAGGCUUACGUUGCUCUCGCAGAUGAAGUAGAUUUAGAUGAUUCUAAAUUGAAGCAGCCUGCGACCAGUGUGGAAGCGCGCGCUAUUGAGCGGUACCUUGAUGAUGAAGAGUGGGAGUGUGGAGAGGGUGGUCCGGCUGUUAUACAGAGGUUUCCCUACUCGGAUUUUGGGACAAAGUCUGAAUCUAAACGAAGCUGAAUGGACUUCACAAGAGACGUUGACUGCGGUUUUAACCACCGUUGUAGUCUUCUAGUCUGUCUAAGUUUUGGGUUAGUCAUGGUUGUGAGUUCGCAUUCAACUACAAGAUUCAUAGCACAUACCCCUGGACACCAAACAUUCUUGCCUACCUGUUUGCAUCCAACUUCUACAUCUAUGCCGAGUCAGACACGCAUGUCAGUAAUCACAAAGCGACU
Molecule: messenger RNA, 1118 nt
Organism: Desarmillaria tabescens
Lineage: Eukaryota; Fungi; Basidiomycota; Agaricomycetes; Agaricales; Physalacriaceae
Exons: 3
Coding region: 43-903 (286 amino acids)
Source: RefSeq, a predicted model, not a curated record